Messenger RNA from Salpingoeca rosetta, 1722 nucleotides. RefSeq names its product importin subunit alpha-B. The coding region runs from base 1 to 1722 and encodes 573 amino acids. Gene Ontology annotation, biological process: NLS-bearing protein import into nucleus. NCBI's taxonomy places the organism in Eukaryota, Choanoflagellata, Craspedida, Salpingoecidae. The transcript has a single exon. Gene Ontology annotation, molecular function: protein binding; nuclear import signal receptor activity. The record is from RefSeq and is a predicted model, not a curated record. Gene Ontology annotation, cellular component: nucleus.
AUGACGGAUGCAGUUGAGAAGCGCGUGCAAGCGUGCGCAACAGAAUUGAAGACAAUGACGGUGGACGUGUCAGGCCUCAAGCGGCAACUCGGCACUCUUCGCUCGCAGCUGUUCAAAGUGGAGAUGCUGCGUGCGCGCCGCCGCGUUCGCGCCGCUGCACUUGCGGUGGCCUCGGCACCAGAUGACGAGGCCGCCGACAAGGCGCUCGACUCCAUGACCCGGAGCAUGCAGGAGCUCGAGCUCACACGCAAGAGCGGCGCCCGCUUCGACAUGUACAAGAACCGCGGGCGCGGCAAGCAGGCCACCCAGGAGCGCCUGCAGGCCACCCUGGCCGGCCUCAGCAACCUGCGCGAGAAGCGGUGGAGCGAGGAGCGCGGCAUCCGCCUGCCUCGUGCUCGGCCGUCCCCGACGAAGAUGCCCGUCACUGCGCCCAUCCCGGGGCAGCCGCCGGCGCUGCCGCCUCUGGGCGACCUCCAGGACAUUCCCAACCUCAACUUUGUUGCUGCGAACCUCAAGUCCAGCAACCCGGCGACCCUGCUGGAGGAGGUGCGCCGGCUGCGCAAGGCCCUGUCGCGGGAGGCGCAGCCGCCCAUCGACGAGGUGAUCCAGUCUGGCGCGGUGCCGUACCUCGUGCACUUGCUCGUGCACGACAACGCGACCAUCCAGUUUGAGGCCGCGUGGGCGCUGACCAACAUUGCCUCUGGCAACUCGAGCCAGACGCGCGUGGUGAUUGGCAACAACGGCAUCCCUUUCUUCGUGCACCUGCUGCAGUCGCCGGCCGCCGACGUGUGCGACCAGGCCAUCUGGGCGCUGGGCAACAUCAGCGGCGACUGCCCGGAGUACCGCGACCUGUGCAUCAGCCACCACAUUGUGCCCGUCCUCAUCAACAUCCUCAAGUCUGCGCAGAAGGUGCAGCUCAUCCGCAACGCCGUGUGGUGCCUCAGCAACCUGUGCCGCGGCAAGCCCCGCCCGCCGUUUGCGGAGGUUGCCGUGGCCAUCCCCAUGCUGGCGCAGUGCAUCAUGUCCGACGACCGCGACACGGUGACCGAUGCGCUGUGGGCCAUCUCCUACCUCUCGGACGGCGCCAACGAGCAGAUUGCGAGCGUGCUGCGCGCGGUGAACGUGCGGGUGCUGGUGGAGAUGCUGCUGAAGAACGAUCCGCAGCUGGUGACGCCGGCCCUGCGCACGCUCGGCAACAUUGUCACGGGCACCGACGUGCAGACGCAGGCGUGCAUUGACGCCGGGAUGCUGCCUGCGCUGCGUGCCAUCCUCAGCAAGCGCGACAACAAGAAGGCCAUGCUCAAGGAGGCGUGCUGGGCGCUGAGCAACAUCACGGCAGGCACGCGGGAGCAGAUACAGGCGGUGCUUGAUGCGGGCCUGGUGCCGCUUGCUGUGGACUACUGCCUCAACGCACCAGCGCCCGACGUGGCCAAGGAGGCGCUGUGGGUGCUGUCGAACAUGACGAGCGGCGGGUCGCCGCAGCAGCUGCGCAUCUUGGUGAGUGCAGACGCCGUGCGGGCGUUUGGCGGGAAGAUUGAGGCACACACGGCGGUUGCCGUGGAGGGCGUGGCGAACCUUGUGAACAGCAUGCAGGCAGAUGAGGAGGUAAUUGAGGUGCUGGUUGGCCUGCUGGAGGACGAGGGUGUGGUGGACGCCCUGCAGGACUGCGACCACCACCAGGCCGCCCAGGUCCUCAACACCAUUGCACCUUACUUGGACUGA